This is a messenger RNA of Peniophora sp. CBMAI 1063, 345 nucleotides long. Lineage: Eukaryota; Fungi; Basidiomycota; Agaricomycetes; Russulales; Peniophoraceae. The record is from the annotation of a GenBank genome assembly.
AUGGGGACCACGGCCGAUAACGCCGAGCUCGCGUUCCUCUCCGCCUGCCAGACCGCCGUCGGGGACGAGAAGAUCCCUGGGGAGUCGAUGCACCUCGCGGCGGGUAUGCUCGCCGUGGGGUACAAGGGCGUUAUAGCGACGAUGUGGUCGAUCCAGGACGACGACGCGCCAGUGAUCGUCGAGGCGUACUAUAGGAAGCUGCUCGAGCUUCGCGCGAGCGGAACGCUUGGAGUGGGAGAGACGGGCGCGGCGUACGCACUCCAUGAGGCGGGAAAGCGCUUGAGGGAGAAGGUGGGGGAAAAGAACGUCGUCCAUUGGGCCCCGUUCGUGCACUUCGGAAUAUAA